CAUAGCUAGUAGUUAGUUUGAAUACAUUCUCAUACUCCUGAAGCUCAUACUAUUCUAAGCCAUAAACAUAACUAUCUUAUUAUAUUCCUUCCUUAAUAAGCUCUGGUUAUACAUUGUUCCCUUGCUCUAGGAAGCUGAACCCUUCCGAAGUGGCUUACAUUAGUGAAGCUAGUCGGUAUCGGGAAAGUAUUCCUAACAAAAGUUGAAUUACCGAAUCAUUGAAUAGGGCAAGGAACAAUAUCUUAUGUCUACUGUCUCUAAGAGAAGUAGCGGGAGUCAACAACAGUCUGGUCCACCGAAGAAGAAGGUUGAGGUUACUCCAACCACCAGUGCUGCUGGCCCAUCGACACACAGAACAGCAGUACCUCCACCACCUCCGCCACCACCAAGAGAUCCGGAAGUUCUACCGGACGCUCAGUUGUUUGACGACUCAGAUCCAUCCGAUUCAGAUUCUGAUUCUGGAGGCGAGAGCCUCUUUGACGGCGGUGUGGCUCGGCCAGAAGUUAAUCCGCCUGAACCCUUUGAGGGAGAGCGAUCCAAAUACGAAGCCUUCAGGUCUCAACUCGGGAUCUAUAUCUACUGGAAUCAGGACAAGCUCGACACCGAAGAAAAGAAAGUCAUGUGUGCUGUUUCCUAUCUGAGAGGAAACGCAUACACCUGGAUCCAGAGGCGAGUUGACCAGUACAUCUUGAAGAAAGGAGAUGUCCCGCACGACGUCAAGAGAAUCUUCCAGAGCUAUUCAGUAUUCAUGGGAGAAAUGGAUCAGUACUUUCAGCGAGUUGAUGAGGCUCACCUGGCUGAGGAGAAGUUAUUGGAACUACGACAGAA
Molecule: messenger RNA, 828 nt
Organism: Verruconis gallopava
Lineage: Eukaryota; Fungi; Ascomycota; Dothideomycetes; Venturiales; Sympoventuriaceae
Exons: 1
Source: RefSeq, a predicted model, not a curated record